UUUGAGUAUUUCUGAGGUGUGUCCAGUGUUGGUGAUGUUGAAGUUUAAAUAUGGAGGACACAGCGGUGUUAAAGAUCUGUCUGGACUCGAUUCUAUCACAAGCCGUUGUGCACGUCUCAAUCAACUGCUGCAGGGGAAGUGCUCCGCUGGAGUGACCCGAGAAGGACUCAUUGACGCUCUACUGGUGCUCUAUCAAGAGUGCACAUCACCAGAACUCAUGAAGAUCAAACAUGUGGCCAGUUUUGUGAAUAAAUAUUCUGAAGUCGUGGCUGAAGUUCAGGAACUGCUUCCUGGUAAGAAGGAUUUCGAGGUGAGGGGGGUCGUGGGACGGGGACACUUUUCUGAGGUGCAGGUGGUGAAGGAGAGAGCGACAGGAGACGUGUACGCCAUGAAGAUCAUGGAGAAAACAUGCCUACGAUCUCAAGACCAGGUGUCGUUCUUUGAAGAGGAAAGAUCCAUCCUGGCGUUGAACUCCAGUCCGUGGAUUCCUCAGCUCCAGCACGCUUUUCAAGACCACGAUUACGUCUAUCUGGUCAUGGAGUAUAUGCCCGGCGGUGAUCUCAUGACUUUGAUGAACAGAUAUGAAGAUCAGUUUGACGAGUCUAUGGCUCAGUUUUACCUCGCGGAGCUCGUACAGGCCAUUCACGCCGUGCAUCAGAUGGGAUACGUUCACAGAGAUAUUAAACCGGAGAACGUUCUGAUCGACCGCACGGGUCACAUUACACUGACCGAUUUUGGGUCUGCAGCCAGACUGAGCACUAACAGAACGGUGUCGUGUUCCAAACUCCCAGUGAGCACUCCAGACUUUCUUGCUCCAGAGAUCCUGUCAGCACCGAAUGGGGGAACGGCGUGCAGCUACGGUCCCGAGAGCGACUGGUGGUCUUUGGGCGUCGUCGCUUAUGAAAUGAUCUACAUGAAAUCCCCGUUCACUGACGGCACCUCGGCAAAAACCAUCAACAAUAUCAUGAACUUUCAGCGGUAUUUGAAGUUCCCUGAGGAACCGAAAUCCAGCGCUGCGUUUGUGGAUCUUCUCCAGAGUUUGUUAUGCGGAUCUCAGGAGCGACUGGGAUACGAGGGCCUGCGCUCUCAUCCGUUCUUCUCUUCUGUCGACUGGCCCAACCUGAGACACGCACUCCCUCCGUUUGUUCCGUCUCUCCGUUCUGAGGAUGACACCUCCAAUUUCCAGGAGCCCGAGAGGCCCCCCCGCCCUGCGGCCGCUGCCCAGCGUGAACCCCUUCGCACCGGCUUCCACGGACGCAACCUGCCCUUUCUAGGGUGGUGCUUUAGCAGGACGCUGACCGCACUGGCCAAGUCUGAAUUGGCUGGCACAGGGCUCAACUCUCCUGCCAAGAUCAACUCUAUGGAAAAAAAGCUACACCUUAAAAGCAAAGAACUGCAAGACACUCAAGACAAAUGUCACAAGAUGGAGCAGGAGAUCUCGCGGUUUCAGCGUAAGAUGACUGACCUGGAGUCAGUUCUGCAGCAGAAGGAUGUGGAGCUCAAAGCCUCUGAGACACAGAGGAGCAUCCUGGAGCAAGACCUCGCCACCUACAUCACUGAAUGCAGCAGUCUGAAGCGCAGUCUGGAGCAGGCUCGUGUUGAAGUGUCACAGGAAGAUGAUAAAGCUCUGCAGCUUCUUCAUGACAUACGAGAGCAGAGCAACAAACUCCAGGAGAUCAAAGAACAGGAGUAUCACGCUCAGUUGGAGGAGAUGCAGGUGACCAUCAGACAGCUGGAGGAGGAUCUGUCCGCCGCUCGCCGCCGCAGCGAUCUGUACGAGAGCGAGCUACGAGAGUCACGACUGACCGGCGAAGAACUGAAGAGGAAAGCUGCCGAAUACCAGCAGAGGAUCCAGAAGGCAAAGGAGCAGGGCAAAGCUGAGGUGGAGGAAGUGCUGUCUAAACUGGAGAAGACCAAUGGCGAACAGCAGCUGAAGAUACAAGAGCUGCAGGAUAAACUCUCCAAGGCGGUGAAGGCGAGCACUGAGGCCACAGAGCUGCUGCAGAACAUCCGUCAGGCCAAAGAGCGUAUGGAGAGAGAGCUUGAGCGUCUGCACAGUAAAUCUGACCCCAGUGACACGCUGCGCAGACGCCUCCGAGAGACCGAGGAGGGCAGAAAGACGUUGGAGAAUCAAGUGAAGCGUCUUGAGAUGGUGGAGCGGCGAGAGAAUAAACUGAAGGACGACAUCCAGACCAAAUCCCACCAGAUCCAGCAGAUGGCCGAGAAGAUACUGGAGCUGGAGGAGAACUUGCGUGAAACUCAGGCUACAGCGCAGAGGAUGGAAACCCAUCUGGUCCAAAAAGAGCGACUCUAUGAGGACAAGAUCAAGGUCUUGGAGGCUCAGAUGAGAUCAGAUCUGGCUGAUAAAGAGACUCUUGAGCAGAAGCGAUCUCAACAUGAGCAAGAAGCUCGUGAGAAAUGCAAACUCAUCAGUGAGCAGAAAGCCACCAUCAAUGCCAUGGACAAUAAAAUGAAGAGUUUGGAACAGCGGAUCGCUGAACUCUCAGAGGCCAAUAAACUGGCAGCAAACAGCAGCAUUUACACGCAGAAAAACAUGAAAGCUCAAGAGGAGAUGAUAUCUGAACUCCGACAGCAGAAGUUUUAUCUGGAGUCACAGGCGGGAAAACUGGAAGCUCAGAAUGCCAAACUAGAGGAACAUCUGGAGAAGAUGAGCCAACAGGAGCAGACCCGGAAGAGCCGGCUUCUGGAGCUGGAGACUAGACUUCGAGAGAUGGGUCUGGAACAUGAAGAGCAGAAGUUGGAGAUCAAGCGUCAGGUGGCGGAGCUCACGCUCUCACUGCAGGAGAGAGAAUCGCAGAUCAGCGGUCUGCAGGCCGCACGACACGCCCUAGAGAGUCAACUACAACAGGCCAAAACUGAACUAGAGGAUACGACAGCGGAAGCCGAGGAGGAGAUCACAGCGCUCCGAGCCCACAGAGAUGAAAUUCAACGCAAGUUUGACGCUUUGAGAGACAGCUGCUCGGUAAUCACAGACCUGGAGGAGCAGUUAACUCAGCUGACGCAUGAGAACGCCGAACUCAACCGCCAGAACUUCUACCUGUCCAAACAGCUGGACGAGAUGACGGUGGAAAACGAGGAGCGAAUGCAACUCUCUCAGGAUGUGGACCGUCUGCGCAGAGAGGUCGCAGACAGAGAGAUGCACCUGAACAACCAGAAGCAGAACAUCGAGACGCUGAAGACCACGUGCAGUAUGCUGGAGGAGCAAGUGGUGGAACUUGAGAGUCUGAACGACGAGCUGCUGGAGAAAGAGAGACAGUGGGAGAACUGGAGAUCUGCUCUGGAGGACGAGAAGAAUCAGGCCGAACGCAGGACCCGAGACAUGCAGAGACUCCUGGACAACGAGAAACAGAACAGGCUACGAGCGGAUCAGCGCAGUACUGAGUCUCGACAGGCGGUCGAACUGGCUGUGAGGGAACACAAAGCUGAGAUUGUGGCUUUACAGCAGGCCCUGAAAGAGCAGAGACUCAAAGCUGAGAGCCUGUCUGAUACUCUGAACGAUCUGGAGAAGAAACACGCAAUGUUGGAGAUGAACGCACGCAGUCUUCAGCAGAAACUCGAGAUGGAGAGAGAACUCAAACAGAGACUGAUGGAGGAGCAAGGGAAACUUCAGCAGCAGAUGGACCUACAGAAGACUCACAUCUUCAGAUUGACGCAGGGACUGCAGGACGCGCUGGACCAGACCGACAUGCUCAAGACUGAGAGAACCGACCUCGAGUACCAGCUUGAGAACAUACAGGCCGUGUACUCACAUGAGAAAGUGAAAAUGGAGGGAACCAUCUCACAACAGACCAAACUCAUCGACUUCCUGCAGGCCAAGAUGGACCAACCCGCCAAGAAGAAGAAGGGUAUAUUUGGGCGUCGUCGCGAGGAGGUGGGUGUUACCGCUAACGGUGCGACGGCGAUGUCUUCUCAGCCCGUCGUGCCCAUACCGUACAGCGACAUGAAAGUGGCUCUGGAGAAAGAGCGAACGCGCUGUUCUGAGCUGGAGGAGGCGCUGCAGAAGAUGAGGAUCGAGUUGCGCACGCUACGAGAAGAAGCAGUGCAUUUUAAAGCGCAGGAGCACGUGGCACCACCCACACCGGCGUUGGCACGGCAGCAGAUCCUCAUGUCUGCAAUCGUGAAAUCUCCAGAGCGACAGCCGAACCCGAGCAGUCUGCUGAACCCGUCCAGCUCAGCCCGACGCAAAGAGAACUCAACACCAGAGGAGAAGAGGAGGGUCACGUUUGAAAAGUACGGCCGUCGUGUGAAGGAGCGGAUGCAUCAUAAUAUUCCUCAUCGUUUCACUGUGGGUUUGAAUAUGAGAGCAGCGAACUGUGCCGUCUGUCUGGACACUGUACACUUCGGCCGACAAGCUGCAACCUGCCUGGAGUGUCGUACUCUGUGUCACCCGAAGUGUUCUCCGUGUCUGCCGGCGACCUGCGGUCUCCCCGCUGAGUAUGCGGCACACUUCACUGAGGCUCUGUGUCGAGAUAAAGCCGGCUCGCCCGCCCUGCAGGUGAAAGAGGCGUCGGGUCACGUGAGACUGGAGGGAUGGAUGAAACAACCCAGGAAUAGAAAGAGGGGACAGCAGGGUUGGGAGAGGAAGUACGUCGUACUGGAUGGAACCAAAGUAUCAAUCUAUGAGUCUGAACCGGCGGAAGACUCCGUGAAGCCUCAGGAGGAGUUCGAGUUGUGUUUGCCUGACGGUGAGGUGACCGUGCAUGGAGCUGUCGGAGCGUCUGAACUCAUCAACACAGCGAAAUCAGAUAUCCCGUAUGUGUUGAAGCUGGAGUCUCAUCCUCACACCACCUGUUGGCCGGGUCAGUCUCUGUACUUCAUGGCUCCCAGUUUCCCUGAUAAGCAGCGCUGGGUGGCUGUUCUGGAGUCAGUGGUGGCGGGCAGCAGAGGAUCACGAGAGAAAUCUGAAGCAGAUGCUGCAGGUGCUAAAAGACAGAAGACUCUCUCACCGCUGGUUCAGAAACUGUUGGGUAACUCUCUGCUGAAGUUGGAGGGAGAUGACCGGCUGGAUAUUAAUUGUACUUUACCCCUCACUGACCAGAUUGUGCUGGUGGGUUCAGAGGAGGGUCUCUACGCUCUGAAUGUCAUUAAAAACUCUCUGACUCACAUCCCGGGACUGGACUCUGUGUUCCAGAUACAGAUCCUCAAAGACCUUGACAAACUGCUGAUGAUCACCGGUGAGGAGCGAGCUCUGUGUCUGGUGGAAAUCAAGCGUGUUAAACAUUCUCUGGCUCAGUCUCAUCUUCCAGCACCGCCUGACCUCAGUCCGUACAUCUUUGAAGCGGUGAAGGGGUGUCAUCUGUUCGCUUCUGGAAAGAUUGAGAAUGGGAUGUGUAUCUGUGCUGCGAUGCCCAAUAAAAUCACCAUCCUGAGAUUCAAUGACACGCUCAACAAGUUCUGCAUUAGAAAGGAGAUCGAGACGUCUGAACCCUGCAGCUGUAUUCACUUCACUGGAUACAGCAUCAUCAUCGGCACUAAUAAGUUUUAUGAGAUUGAGAUGAAACAAUAUAUACUGGAAGAGUUCCUGGAUAAGAACGACGUGACAUUGGCCUCCGCCGUGUUCGCCGCCUCGUCACACAGUUUCCCGAUCUCCAUCAUCCAGGUGUCCAGCGCACCGCAGAAAGUCGAGUAUCUGCUCUGCUUCCACGAGUUUGGAGUGUUCGUGGACGCGUACGGCCGCAGGAGUCGCAGCGAUGACAUCAAAUGGAGUCGUCUUCCGCUGUCCUUCGCGUACAGAGAGCCGUACCUGUUUGUGACGUAUUUCAACUCUCUGGAUGUGAUUGAAGUUCAGAGUCACUCUGCACUCGGACCACAUGCGUACGCACACCUGGACAUUCCUAACCCGCGUUACCUGGGCCCAGCGAUCUCAUCCGGCGCUGUGUAUCUGGCCUCAUCCUACCAGAACAAACUGCGUGUGAUCUGCUGUAAAGGAAAUCUGACUCAGGAGGGUUCGAGCACAGAACUGCAGUGCAACGGUUCCACACGCAGUCCAAACAAACGUGGCCCUCCCUCAUAUAACGAGCACAUCUCGAAGCGUGUCGCGGGGAUGCCCGGCGAGCAGGAGGGCCACCACCAGCCCGGGACUCCUCACCAUUACCACGAGGCUCGCACCGAGUUCCGCCGUGACAAAUCACCCGCCCGACCCCUCGAGCGUGAGAAGUCUCCGGGCCGUCUGUCCGAGAAGCGGAUUGAGAGAUCGCCCGGGAGGAUGAUGGACCCUCGACUCGACUGCUCGCCAGGACGGGUGAUGGACCUGCGCAGGGAGAGGUCGCCCGGCCGGGCUUUUGAGGAGCCUCGCCAAAGACUGCACACGGGAUCAGCACGCACGCCCAUCAACACUGUUAACAAGGUGUGGGAUCAGUCGUCGGUGUAAGUGAUCAGAAGACCACGCCAACAGAGCAUUCGGCAACAGAAAACCGAAAUCAUGUGACCCACGUUUCAUCCAAUCGCUUCUCAGUGGGCGAAUUGCCACCAAAACAUCUCGCUCUAAAUGGCCUUAGAACAGGAGUAACACCGUUACUAACACAAAUCUGGCCAGCAUUUACUAGCGCUAACAUUUCACACCAUUGAAAGUAUUACUCCAUUACUUGAGAUGACAUUUCCUGUAGUCAUACUGUGAACGAAUAACAUAGUGACAUCAGAGCGACGCUAAUUUACAGA
Xyrauchen texanus (razorback sucker) is the source of this 6678-nucleotide messenger RNA. RefSeq names its product citron rho-interacting serine/threonine kinase a (gene cita). Bases 35 to 6391 code for a protein of 2118 amino acids. The record is from RefSeq and is a predicted model, not a curated record. Gene Ontology annotation, molecular function: protein serine/threonine kinase activity; ATP binding. Gene Ontology annotation, biological process: peptidyl-threonine phosphorylation; mitotic cytokinesis; actomyosin structure organization. NCBI's taxonomy places the organism in Eukaryota, Metazoa, Chordata, Actinopteri, Cypriniformes, Catostomidae. The transcript is spliced from 50 exons. Gene Ontology annotation, cellular component: cytoskeleton; cytoplasm.